This is a messenger RNA of Diospyros lotus (date-plum), 1175 nucleotides long. RefSeq lists its product as uncharacterized. Lineage: Eukaryota; Viridiplantae; Streptophyta; Magnoliopsida; Ericales; Ebenaceae. Bases 131 to 967 code for a protein of 278 amino acids. The transcript is spliced from 5 exons. The record is from RefSeq and is a predicted model, not a curated record.
UAAUAUUUCGGUCGUCCCCGGCCAAUGUCCAUGUCCAGCCCUAGAAAUUAGGAAGCAAAGAUACUGUAUCUAGAUAGCUUGUUUCCGUUCGCUUGGUUGACCUGCCGGCCGGCGGUGGCGGCGAGAGAACAUGUUAUUGCAAGCUUCGAGCUGCUCUUCCUGUGCUCUGCUGCUCUCUCCAUUUUCACGUUCCGGCAAUGUCAUUAUCGACGUUUCACAUUCCCGUCGUCUUGGACUCAGAAGAAAGGCUUCCAAAUCUUCUUCUUCUUCUUCUUAUCCGGGCACGUCCGCAUGUGCCAGAGUUGGAAUCGACGGAAUCGCUGAAAUCGUCCGCAACAAGGUUAUAAUUUCAGCAGCUGUGUCGGCGGCUAUUGGGCAGCUCUCGAAGCCAUUCACCGCGGCCAUCUUUUCUGGGAAUAGAGUUAGUUUCAAUUUCAAGGCUUCCUUUCAGUCUGGAGGGUUCCCUUCUACCCAUUCCUCCACAGCAGUGGCCACUGCAACAGCCCUUGGCCUUGAAAGGGGUUUCUCUGAUGCAGUGUUUGGUUUAGCAGCUGUUUAUGCUGCGCUUAUCAUGUUUGACGCCCAGGGAGUGAGGAGAGAAGUGGGCAUCCAUGCCAAGACACUAAACAGGUUACUGCUCCAGAACUUAGAUUCCUCAAACGAUGCUGAAGAUCUGAUUGAUUUAAAACCUAGAAAAUCAUACUCAAAUCCUGAAAGCCUUGAGCCUCUCCUUUUGGAGGAAGCAAAUUUUCUCAACGCAAAGUUAAAUGCUAAUCUUUUCGUUAGACCUGAGAACAGCAAUAAGGUAAUGUCAUCUACUCUAGCAUCCGAUGAUGGAGGAAAAUCGGGAAAGGUUGCAGAAAGUAGAAAGUUGCUGAAAGAAUCUGUUGGCCACAAUGAGAUUGAAGUUAUUGCAGGUGCCUUUCUGGGGUUUCUUGUAAGCUUGGCAGUCUACACUGUGAUAUGAUUUUUUUUUUCCUUGCCCGAUAUUUUCUAUUAUAUGUUUGCCUUUCUCAGACUAAAUAAUUAGCAUAACCGAAAUGUUCAAGAUCUACCAAUGUUUUGAGCAUUUGUUUGAUUUGUAAUGGAUUUGAAUGUUCUAGCCAAGAUCAUAGGGUCACAUUAUUAGUAUGAUGUGUUGGAAAAAAAUUGGUGGAAUUUUCUUCCUUUUCCUC